GAGUCAUGAGAAAACCUGGUUUAAUGUGACUGCCCCCAGCUCAACCACAAAUAGAGAAAGGGCCUGUUUCUGUAUCCACACAACACACUGAGCCACAAACUAGCCACAUCUUCAUCAAGCGUGAUGUGCAAAACCAGCAAUGUUGGCUUGUUUUAAGGAUGCUCAGCGCCAAGGUGGUGCUCUGGGUGCUGACGCUCUGUCUGCCCGCAGCAUGGCUGGUAAAUGCUGGCACUUGCCAAGGGCCCACCCUCAUCCCAGGCAUCCCGGGCCUGCCAGGAGCUCCAGGCCCCAACGGUGCGGAUGCAGGUGACGGGCGUAAAGGAGAACGAGGUCCUCCUGGCAGAGUCGAAGACUACCGAGAUGCCGGCGAACCAGGAGAGCCAGGAAUACCAGGUUUCCCAGGGAAAUUUGGACCCAGGGGCCCCCCUGGAGCCAAAGGUCCUCCUGGAGCACCGGGCCCCCAGGGCCCCAAAGGCGAGUCCGGGGACUCCAAGGCUUCCCACAAGUCUGGUUUCUCGGCCAUACGGGGGGUCACUUUUACCCCUCGGCGGGGUCAACCGGUCCGCUUUGACCGGGUCGUCACCAACAUCGGCAACCACUACAGCAAUCGCUACGGCCAGUUCACCUGCCAGAUUCCCGGGAUCUACUACUUUACCUACCACAUCACCUCGCGGGGCAACCUGUGUCUCCAGCUGAAGAAGGGCCGAGGCAGCGCCGCGGGCGAGACCGUUGUGACCUUCUGCGACUACGUCUUCAACACCUUCCAAGUGACCACCGGCGGGGUGGUGCUGCGUUUGACCCAGGGCGAGAUCGUGUGGCUGGAACCGACGGAGAAGAACUCCUUGCUGGGGGGCAUUGAAGGUGCGGACAGCAUCUUCUCCGGAUUCCUGCUGUUCCCGGGGAACUAGGCGGGCCUCAGAACACGGGUCCUCCUUGGGGUCCGCCUCUGGUGCCCCCAAAGUGGGCAACGCUGUUGGCCUGCCAGUUGCAUCUCCUUCUGCCUCCCUCCCUCUGCACAGCCACCCUCAAUGCUUGUCACCCACCCUUUUUUUCCCCCCAAGGGGGGAGGAAACCCACCAACCUUGAGGUCUCUGUAGUAUUUGCAAACAAAUGAAUAAAUGAUCAUCUACAAA
This is a messenger RNA of Python bivittatus (Burmese python), 1133 nucleotides long. The record is from RefSeq and is a predicted model, not a curated record. NCBI's taxonomy places the organism in Eukaryota, Metazoa, Chordata, Lepidosauria, Squamata, Pythonidae.